Molecule: messenger RNA, 454 nt
Organism: Owenia fusiformis
Lineage: Eukaryota; Metazoa; Annelida; Polychaeta; Sabellida; Oweniidae
Source: the annotation of a GenBank genome assembly
AUGUUCAUGAAAGGAAACAUUAUCUAUGGCAACUACAUGGAGCAUGUUAUGGAGUACUACAAUGCAAGUAAAACGAAUGACAACAUUCUUAUCGUUGCAUACGAAGAUGUGAAGAAACAUCCAGAAAAACAAAUACGUCGCUUAGCAAAAUUUCUUGGUACGCAACUUUCCGAUGCUGAGAUGGAAGAGAUCUUGGGUUAUACUACUUUCGAGGUGAUGUCCAAAAAUCCAAACACAAAUCACGAAGGUAGUCCAUUCUUUGACUUCACAAGAUCUAAAUUUAUGAGGAAGGGAAUCGUCGGUGAUUGGAAAAACCAUUUUACGGUGGCUCAAAGUGAAAUGUUUGACGUUUGGAUCGAGGAACACAUAAAACAAAGUGAUAUCAAAUUCUGUUACGAGCUCUAGUCUAACAGAUAAUCAGAAGCGCAAUAUUUCCUUUUCUGCUUUGUGCCAC